Molecule: messenger RNA, 2632 nt
Organism: Amborella trichopoda
Lineage: Eukaryota; Viridiplantae; Streptophyta; Magnoliopsida; Amborellales; Amborellaceae
Product: pentatricopeptide repeat-containing protein At4g19220, mitochondrial
Biological process (GO): RNA modification
Molecular function (GO): RNA binding; protein binding
Source: RefSeq, a predicted model, not a curated record
CAAAACCUUUCUCUCUAUAAACCUCAUGAGGCAAUCAGGCAUCAAACCAGAUUCAACCACGUUCCUCACUGCCCUUUCAGCCAUUCGGUCGAAUCUCUCUCUACAACAAGGCAAGUGUCUCCAUUGCCUGGCUGAGAAGAGUGGAUGUCUAUCUCAUGUUUCCUCUGCAACUUCUCUCUUCACCAUGUACGCGAAUACAGGUGAAUUGGGUUCUUCUUGGUUUCUCUUUAAAAGCCUUCCUUUCAAAGAUUUGGUGGCUUGGAACUCAAUGAUUGCUGGUUUACGAAGGAAUGGGUGUUAUGAAGAAGCCUUGGAUUUGUUCAGGCAAAUGCAAAUGGACAAUGUGGGGAUUGAUUCCGCUACUUUGGUAAUUGUUCUCCCUGCAUUAUCCCAUUUGCGACUUCUGACUUUGGGUAUGUCCAUUCAUGGGUUUAGUUUAAGGCAUGCAUUGGACUCCGGGUUUUCAGUGGAAAAUGCUCUCAUUGAUUUGUAUGCAAAGUGUAGGGAUUUGAGGAGUGCAAAUACCAUUUUUGAGAGAUUGCAUUUUAGAGAAACUGAAGCUUGGAAUACGAUGAUUUGGGGGUGUUUACAUUGCCAAAAGUCUGAAAAUUCCAUUGGGUUUUUCAAAAAAAUGGUAUUAUCCAAUGCCAUGCCAGAUUCAAUAACUCUAUCGGUCAUAAUUUCAGCCUGCCAUGAUUUAGGGAACCCAAACAUUGGAAAGUCUAUUCAUUGUUGGGGAUUCAAAAGAGGGUUUGGGAAUGCUCAUAUUUCUAUGUGUAAUUCGCUCAUUUCAUUUUACUCAAAAAUCAAUGAUAUUGAAUAUGCUUGUAAGGUCUUUGAAGGAUUGGUUUCUAGGGACUUGGUCUCUUGGAAUUCAACGAUCAAUGCUUUCAUAGAGAAUGAAAGAGUUUCAGAAGCUUUUGGCCUUUUGGAAGAGAUGGAAUCAGAUGGUUUCAAGCCUGAUUUGGUUACUGUGGUGAUUCUAAUUUCACAUUGCUCAAAAUCAAAACUGUUGGAGCAUGGCCAGUUUAUACAUGGAUUUGUGAUUCGAAGAGAAUUGGGUUUGGAUUUGACUGUGAUUAACAGUUUGAUAGACAUGUACACAAAAUGCUCUGAUAUAAAAUCAGCAAUGUUGCUUCUUGAAAGGAUGGAUGAGAGAGAUUUGAUCACAUGGAACACCAUGAUUGCGGGAUAUUCAGAUAAUGGCCUUUCAAGAGAUGCCGUGAUUCUUUUUCGAGAUUUGCUGAAUUCUAGUCAGAGAUGUAACCUAGCUACUUUAAUAGGUGUUCUUUCCUGUUGUGACUGUUUAGAGUCACUUGCAUUUGGGAGAUUAAUCCACUCUUGGGAAAUCAAAUCGGGUUUUUCACAAAACGUAGCUGCCCAAAAUGCCACCGUCUUCAUGUACAUAAACUGUGGAGAUUUAGAAUCUGGGCUGUCAGUGUUCGAGGACAUUUCUGUGCAAGAUGUGGUUUCAUGGAACACGGUUAUAGUUGGAUGUGCACAAACUGGAUUUUGCAGAAAAGCCUUGGAAACCUUUGACCAAAUGCUUCUUAUACCUAUAAAUCCGGACCCUAUUACCCUUGUGAGUGUUUCUAGUGCUUGUGGUGAGCUCAAACUUCUAAACCGAGGCAUAUGGGUUCAUGGAUAUGUACUCAAAAUUGGACUGGAAUUCAAUCUCCAUCUAAUCAAUGCAUUACUAUCUAUGUACUGCAAAUGCAAGGAUAUCAAAAGUGCAGAGCUUAUAUUUGGUAGUAUCCCUAAUCAAAGAAAUCUAUGCUCAUGGAAUUCAAUGAUAUCUGGUUAUGCACAGAACAAACAACCCCAUAAAGCCAGAGAACUCUUUUAUCAAAUGGAUUUCGAGCCAAAUGAGAUGACCCUGGCUAGUGUUUUAUCAGCAUGUGCUCAACUAGGAGACUUCAAACUAGGGGAGCACAUACAUGAUCAUAUUACUCAAAAUGGGUUUGAACAAAAUGCUUUUGUAUGCACUGCCCUCAUAGAUAUGUACGCCAAAUGUGGAAGGUUAGAAGAAGCAAUUCAGAUAUUCAAAGAUGUUAGAGAGAGAAGCAUCGUGUGUUUGAAUGCAAUGAUUGGGGCUUACGGGCUUCAUGGUUAUGGAAGAGAAGCACUCUCUCUCUUCUCAGAGAUGCUUUCUUUAGGGGUGAAGCCAAAUGAAAGCACUUUCAUCAGUGUUCUCAGGGCUUGCAGCCAUUCAGGCUUGGUAGAUGAGGGCUUGGCUCAUUUUGACUUAAUGUUUAAGGGCUUCGGAGUGAGCCCAAGUACUGAGCAUUACGUGUGUAUAGUGGACUCACUUAGUCGGGCCGGUAGGCUUAAAGAGGCUUGUGAGUUUAUUAAGGCAAUACCUAGGGAGCCUAAAGCAGGGGUUUGGGGUGCUUUGUUAAGUGGGUGCAAAGACAAUGGUGAUCUUGAGAUUGGAAGGUUUGCUGCCGAGAGGGUAUUUGGCUUGGAGUCUGAAAAUGUUGGCUAUUACAUAUCGCUUUCGAACAUAUAUGCAGCUGAGAGAAGAUGGGGAGAUGUAGUAGAGAUUAGGUCGAGGAUCAAGGAGAAAGGGUUGAGAAAGAUUGCAGGCUUUAGUGUUGUCGAUGCUUGGUAGCACUCUCUAUCUCUCUCUCUU